Bradysia coprophila is the source of this 2679-nucleotide messenger RNA. RefSeq names its product TBC domain-containing protein kinase-like protein. The record is from RefSeq and is a predicted model, not a curated record. Gene Ontology annotation, biological process: protein phosphorylation; activation of GTPase activity. Gene Ontology annotation, molecular function: GTPase activator activity; ATP binding; protein kinase activity. Lineage: Eukaryota; Metazoa; Arthropoda; Insecta; Diptera; Sciaridae.
UGCUAUGACUUCAGAAUUCCAAAAAUUGUUUUUAGACUUACAAAAUUACAACUUAAAUUGUCAAUCGAAAGCGAGCCGCGAUAUGGAUAAUCCGUGCCUCCCUUUAUAACUCUCAUUAUAAACACUCCCGCGGUUUUCGUUUUGUUUGUAUAAAUCAGAAUCAGCUGUUCAUUCAGACAAUAUAUUGUUGGGAGACAACACAAUAAUAAUAAUGUCUCCUUGCCUGUCGAAACCAAAUUCCAAUCUAUCAGCAAUAACAUACUUCGCUAAAUGCCAUCCGAGUGAUGUUUGCGGCAUAAACGGCCUACCACUCAUUCCGAAUUCAAUUGCAAUUUUCGGUCGAGGACAAAUUUUGAAGACUAUUCGUCAUGCCAACCUGUGCGAGUUAUUAGAUAUUAUUCGAUCGAAACAUGAGAGAAUUAUCAUCGUCUCCGAAUACUCGGGACGACCGCUAAAUGAAUGUGGCGGUGUUGGCGAUGAGAGAACUGUACGGAAAAUAUUUUACCAAAUUGCACUGGCCCUGGAUCACUUGAACCAAAAUGCGUUUGUCUGCCAUAACUUGGAACCAGCCAAUGUGCUUGUCGACAGCGAAUCGAAUGUGAAACUGUUCAACUAUGGACUGUUUCACAUGACCAAUGCCGGCGAAUACGUUCCGUUUCCGAUCGGGAAUGUUCGUUAUUUACCGCCGGAACGACUGCUCGGCUCGAAAAAUAAUUUCAAGAGCGAUGUAUGGUCGCUGGGAGUGAUAAUAGCAGAACUGGUAUUCGGUUGCACUUUAUGGCCAACGACGAAUAUUGCACAGACGAUGCGUAAAAUAUUGAGUCUUUGCAACACUAAAAAUGUCUUGGAGAAAAUUGCCAGGGAUAACAACUGUCUGGAUAAGUAUCAGAAUCUGGAUCCUUCCCUACGACGGCUGCUUGAAUCGUGCCUAACGAUUUCGACGAAGGAACGCAUCUCUACCUGCGAUAUCUUGUCCGACCUAUACUUCACUGACAUGGACUCAGUGACGACAAAUUCCGACGAGAAACCGUUGCUGUUCGAAUGUCCAUUGAGUCACAUUUAUUACUGGUGGCAACUGGCUGGUGGUGACGUUUACACUGAAUUGAAAAACGAAGGACUGAUUCGGAGCGAAGCGCCGAUAUUGAUUAUGCCCAGUCUGGUUCCACUGAGUGGAAAACCAAUUUGUCCGCCGAAAAGCCAAAGUUCGUUGCUGGACAAUCGAAUCGUAAUGCUGAGUUUGACUAACCUGAUCGAUCGCCUUUCUAACAUCAAACCGGAAGCCUAUUUUCCACUCAUCCAUUCGCCAGAAUUCCGCAUCAAUUACGGAACCGAAAUGGAAAAUCUACCGAUUGUGAUACGGGAACGGGACACCGAAUACCAGUUCCAUCGGGUCAUUUUAUUCACUCGAUUGCUGAAGGGUUAUCCGUACACUCGAGACCUGAUUGUGAAAGAAGCCGAAAAGGACAUACCGCCGCUGCUUCGAGGACACAUCUGGGCUUGUUUAUUGGGCGUCAUUGAAAACGGAAGCUACGAAUCAAUCGAUAAAGUUACGCCGACUGCGACUGAUAGACAGAUUGAUGUUGAUAUUCCGCGCUGUCAUCAAUACGAUGAAUCACUGUCAUCGCCAGAAGGUCAUCGUAAACUCAAACGACUUCUCAAGGCUUGGGUAACACACCAUCCUCAGUACGUGUAUUGGCAAGGAUUGGAUUCGUUGACGGCUCCAUUUUUGUAUUUGAAUUUCAACAACGAAGAACGGGCCUUCCUCAGUCUCUACAAAUUCAUUCCGAAGUAUUUGCAUUGGUUCUUUCUCAAGGACAAUUCGGCGAUAAUUAAGGAGUACCUCAGUAAAUUCUCUCAGCUGACCAACUUCCAUGAACCGGUACUGGCGAAACAUUUGCGUGACAUCAAUUUCAUCCCGGAAUUGUUUGCGAUUCCAUGGUUUUUGACAAUGUUUUCACAUGUCUUUCCGCUCUACAAAAUCAUUCAUCUGUGGGACAAGCUAAUACUGGGCGACAAUUCGUUUCCGCUGUACAUUGGCAUAUCGGUUCUGAAGCAACUGAAAACAACACUCCUGUCAUCCGGCUUCAAUGAAUGCAUUCUCCUAUUCUCCGAUCUGCCCGACAUUGUAAUGGAAACCUGCAUGAUCGAAUCGCAAAAGAUGUACUCAACGACACCGAAAAGUGUCGCAUAUCGAAGGCAUGUCUUACACGAAGUCGAACCGGACGAAUUUGAUGUUUCAGGAUUGGAAUUGAGCGAUCUACAAAACGAACUUUGUCCGCGAAUCAGUGUGAAAGAUACCGUUCGACUACUGGUCGACAGUCCGGAACGGAUCUGCAUCGUCGAUCUGCGUUCAUCGUUGGAGUACAAGCGAGCCCAUAUCGAGAACAGUAUCAACAUUCCGUUCACGUCGGUUGCAUUGGGCGACGUUCGAUUGGAAUCGCUGAAUGUGCCGGGUCUGGAGAAACUGUUGGCCAAUCGCAUUGUUGUCGUUGUCAGUUUGUUGCACGAAAAUGCGAUUUUAUUCUCGAAGUUUCUCGUCGAAUGCGGAGUGUAUCGGGUGUGCACAUUGCACAACUGCUUCAACAUAUUUUAUUCGGUCGUUCCGAAUGUACUGAUUUCAUCCUAAUCGAGCCUGGCCUGACGUGUAUUGAUGCAUGAAUAUAAUUCUACAGAAUUCCA